AGGAUGCUGAAGUACCUAAUCCUCCCCCUCCUCGCUCCCCUGCUCCUACUCCCACCCACCCUCAGUCUGUUCCUUGUCUUCCUCUCCCUCCUAUUCCUGGUAUUUUACCUGCGACUACAGUGCAUAUCACAACGCAUAAACGGGCCCACUAUAGCUUUCUUCCAUCCCUAUUGUAAUGCUGGAGGUGGUGGUGAAAAAGUCCUGUGGCAGUGUGUUUUGUCAGUCGUGGACAGAUUCCCUAAAGCCACGGUCUAUAUCUAUACUGGGGAUGUGGACGCUACUCCCGAAAAAAUCAUAUCAAAUGCAGAAAACUGUUUUGGACUGAACUUACCUAGCGAAAAUUUACAAUUUAUAUACUUGAAGAGUAGAUUUUUAGUGGAAGCGAAGUGCUAUCCUAUGUUCACUCUUCUUGGACAAAGUCUUGGUUCGAUUGUGGUAGGACUGGAAGCCCUGUGGAAGUUGCAGCCUGCGUACUUUGUUGACAGCAUGGGUUAUGCCUUCACCUAUCUGAUGGCAGAAUUGGUGGGGUGUGAUGUGAUUUCCUACGUUCACUAUCCAACCAUCAGUACUGAUAUGCUCGGAAAAGUGGCUGCCAGGGAGUCGAGUUAUAACAACGCUUCAGCAGUCGCUAGAAAUCCCCUCCUCAGCUCUGUUAAACUUAUUUACUACAAGAUAUUUGCUAAGAUGUACUCGGUAAUGGGAGCCAAAUCUAAACUUGUGUUUGUCAACUCAUCUUGGACCAAGGGACACAUAGACGAUAUUUGGCAGAUUCCUGACAGGACUACACUUCUUUACCCACCUUGCAAUACUGAGAACUUCCUUAAAAUUUCGGGACCUAGAUCUAAGAGGAUUGUGUCGGUUGCCCAGUUUCGGCCAGAGAAAGAUCAUAAAUUGCAGAUCGAAUCAUUUGCGAUGUUCGUGGAAAAAACUGGACGAAGAGAUGUAACGUUAACCCUAGUGGGUGGGGUAAGAAACCAGGGAGAUAGAGAUAGAGUAGAAUCUCUGAAGCAACUUUCUGAAACCCUUAAAGUAGACGAACUGGUUGAGUUUAAAGUCAGUAUCCCCUACUCCGAGCUGUACCAGAUCUUAUCCGACUCUCUGAUGGGUCUCCACACCAUGUGGAACGAACACUUUGGUAUUGGAGUGGUGGAGUUCAUGGCAGCCGGUAUCAUUCCCAUAGCACACAACAGCGGGGGUCCUAAGUUGGAUAUAGUGGUACCAGGGACAGGCUUCUUAGCAGCCACUGCUGAGGAAUACAGUGAUCACGUGAUAAGAGUUCUGGAGAUGACAGAUGAAGAAUUGGAGGGCAUAAGGGAAAGAGGACGGGAGCAUGUGAUGGGCACCUUCUCUGAUGAGGCCUUCUCGACUGUCUUUAUUGAGAAGUGUGUGAACGAGUUGGAUAUGGAUCUUAGAUGGAUUGAAGAGUUUGAUGCAGAGGACGAAGAGAGGUUGGAAGAGUUUUCAGAUUGAUUGGAAUUUAAAUUUUCGUUUGAUUUGGAGUGUUUACAGCUGAUCUUCACUUUGUUAGUCGUUCAGAUAGUUUUAUUGACUGGAAAAUAUUAUUGAUCUAUAAGCGUUUUCCUCAUAAAUUGGUAAUUUUUAAUGGGACACUAUUUAA
Messenger RNA from Bolinopsis microptera, 1618 nucleotides. RefSeq names its product GDP-Man:Man(3)GlcNAc(2)-PP-Dol alpha-1,2-mannosyltransferase-like. Gene Ontology annotation, cellular component: endoplasmic reticulum membrane. The coding region runs from base 4 to 1470 and encodes 488 amino acids. Lineage: Eukaryota; Metazoa; Ctenophora; Tentaculata; Lobata; Bolinopsidae. The transcript is spliced from 2 exons. The record is from RefSeq and is a predicted model, not a curated record. Gene Ontology annotation, molecular function: GDP-Man:Man(3)GlcNAc(2)-PP-Dol alpha-1,2-mannosyltransferase activity. Gene Ontology annotation, biological process: protein N-linked glycosylation.